AAGCGGUGAGGUAAUAGUGGAAAGCGGACACAGAAAGGAGGACCCAGUGCUGAUACAGGAAGCUAUCACAAACACAGCCUUUGAGUACACACCCACUUACACACACAUACAAACACACCUGUGACUCGAGCAGUACAGAGAAGGACCUUGGUCUGCGCAGAGACACAUUUAAAACCACAAACUUCCCGCCGGCAUCCCAGAAGUCAGUUGACUUUGACUCCAGAAAAAUGCAUUUUGGAAUGGAAGAGAGUAAGCUGAGCCCAGAGAGAUAGAGAGGAUCAAAUGACAUCUUCUUCAGUUAACAGAUAAUUCAUAAGUUAAGGACGGACAAAGAGGAGGAAAGGAAAGGGCAGACGAGUCCUUAGGAUAUUCGACAAAGGAGAGGGUAGGCUUAUAUUUUCGAAGAUGGAACAGUCUCCACAGUUUUGGCACAUGCAGGUCGCCCCCCAGGACACUGCUGAAGAGCUAAAAAAGAAGGUGUCAGUAGUGGGCCAGCCUGAGUGCUCCAUCUGCUACAACACCUAUGACAAUGUCUUCAAAACCCCCAAGCUGCUGGAGUGCACCCACACCUUCUGCCUGGAGUGCCUCUCCCGCCUCAUGGCAGUCUCGGUGGCUGACCAGGACACUGACGGCAGCAGCACUCGCCUCUCUUGCCCCUUCUGCCGUCACCCCACCACGCUGCCUGAAGAGGGACCCCCCGCCCUGACAACUAGCCGCGAGGUCCUCUGCAAGCUGCCCAAGCACCAGCAGCAGGAGCAGCCAGUGUGGCUGGAGGGAGAGAAGCUGUGCUACAAAAGUCUCAAGCACGACACUGGUGCAGGGGCCCGUGAUAGUCCCACAGCCUUCUGCGUCUGCAUUGACAUUGGGGCCAGCAAGACAGUGGAUGCUCGGAUCCAGACGCAGCCCCAGACUUUUUCCCUUAUGGGCCGGCUGGCAGACUGGAAGAGGAUAGUGCUUUUUAUCAUGCUCAUACUGCUGCUUCUUAUAAUUGUGUUGUGGCCAUUGCAGUGUAUGUUCAGCACUGGGAACAUGCGCUGUGAAAGUGUGAAAGAACCCAUCAACCCCACUACCACAACACCAGCUACUACUACUUUUAGCCAGUUCCCAGCCUACAAGGCCGGCCAGAGAUAACUUAUGGACUGGACUUCAGUGACUGUACAUAAUCUUGUAUACUGCACAUUUGAAAUCAACAUUUUUGUGCAUUGUUACUGCCACC
Etheostoma cragini (Arkansas darter) is the source of this 1216-nucleotide messenger RNA. Its product is annotated as RING finger protein 223. Gene Ontology annotation, molecular function: ubiquitin protein ligase activity. Bases 406 to 1131 code for a protein of 241 amino acids. Lineage: Eukaryota; Metazoa; Chordata; Actinopteri; Perciformes; Percidae. Gene Ontology annotation, biological process: protein ubiquitination. The transcript is spliced from 4 exons. The record is from RefSeq and is a predicted model, not a curated record.